This is a messenger RNA of Danio rerio (zebrafish), 1221 nucleotides long. RefSeq names its product interleukin 17a/f3 (gene il17a/f3). Gene Ontology annotation, molecular function: cytokine activity. Gene Ontology annotation, cellular component: extracellular region. Gene Ontology annotation, biological process: signal transduction; inflammatory response. NCBI's taxonomy places the organism in Eukaryota, Metazoa, Chordata, Actinopteri, Cypriniformes, Danionidae. The record is from RefSeq and is marked provisional.
AAAGCUCAGCAAACUGACGGUGGAGAUGCGGCUCUCACGGGUUUUCAGAGCUGUGCUGCUGCUGUUUCUGCUCAUGCUUUUGUUAGAUGCUGCUCUCUCUGAGAAUAGGACUAAAAGAAAAAGAUGUUCUGGUGUGAAGAAGUGUACUAGUGCUGGAUGUAAAUCAAGAUGUCAAAGAAAGACAGCUUGGGUCAUUCUAAACUCAGCUUGGGACAAUAUAAUGAGUGACACUCCGUCUCCAGACAGAUCUCUGUCGCCUUGGACAUACACAACUUCUGUUGAUGAGUCACGAAUCCCAUCAACAAUCUCAGAGGCAAAAUGUGAAAAAAGAGGCUGUUUAACAAAAGACGGUGAGGAGGACCUGGGACUGGAGUCCCAACCCAUUUACUACCAGAUCAACAUCCUGAGACGAGUGAAGAAAAAAAAUUCAACAUUUUACGCUCUUAAACUGGAGACGAAAAAAGUUAGUGUUGGCUGCACAUGCGUUUUACCAAUUGUUUUGCCUCAGAACUAGUUUGUUUGAUGUGCUUCUAAGCACAUUCUGCUUUAUUGUAAUAUUAAUCUGCUUAUAGUUAUAGUUCUGUAUACUUUAGAUGAGCUUUGCAUUAAUUAAAGCUGUUGUACAUUACUUUGUAUUUAUUAUAUCAGUUAAUAAAAGAAUAUACAGCGCCUAUAGAAAUAAUCACUCGGUUUUUCAUACAGCCUGAAAACGAAUCACAUUGUGUUUUUGUAGCCUUCUCCUUUCUACAACUUUAUCCAAAAGGUCUUUUGAAAGCAGGGUGAAAUGUGAGUAAAGGUGUAGAUUUUCACAAAGUAUGAUGACUUUCUAUAGGCACUGUGUAUAUGCAUUAUUGAAACAUGUUAUUGAUAUUAUUGUAACACCCUGAAGAUCAUGUAGCACUCCAGUAAAGGUGUUUAUCGCUGUUCAAUAUUUGAUUAUUUCACUUCUUCAUUGUGUUGUACCUCAAAUUAAAACACAUGUAGUUCAGUUAAAUGCAAAAAAAAAAAAAGUUUUUAAUCGGUAACUAUCAUGAAUAAUUGUGAUUAGCAUAACAUUUUCCAAAGUGGUUGACUGAAAGUUUGUAAUUCAAGCUAAAGUACAAGUUUAAUAAAGCAGGUUGUCUACUAUAGAUAGCUAUUUUAGCAUCUUAUUUAGAAAAGUUCAGCCGUUUUAAUGAAAGUAUCCAUGUUUUAUUCAAAAUAAAAGUUUAAUUUUAUUGA